Messenger RNA from Cololabis saira (Pacific saury), 930 nucleotides. It is a transcript of the gene vbp1, whose product is annotated as von Hippel-Lindau binding protein 1. Gene Ontology annotation, cellular component: cytoplasm; prefoldin complex. Gene Ontology annotation, biological process: tubulin complex assembly; protein folding; microtubule-based process. The coding region runs from base 33 to 620 and encodes 195 amino acids. NCBI's taxonomy places the organism in Eukaryota, Metazoa, Chordata, Actinopteri, Beloniformes, Belonidae. The transcript has 6 exons. Gene Ontology annotation, molecular function: tubulin binding. The record is from RefSeq and is a predicted model, not a curated record.
CUGACGUCAGGAAGGAGUAUCCUCUCUCCGACAUGGCGGCGACCAUUGAGAACAGCAAUGCUGUACAGGCGACGAAGAAAAAGCACCUCGGGAUCCCCGAAGCGGCGUUCGUGGAGGAUGUCGACUCAUUUAUGAAGCUGCCCGGUAACGAGACGGCAGACGCGACUCUGAGGAGGCUGGAUGAGCAGUGCCAGAAAUACAAAUAUAUGGAGCUCAACAUGUCCCAGAAAAAGCUCCGGUUGAAAAACCAGAUCCCACAAAUCACGCAAACACUAGAAAUCCUACGACACAUGCAGAAGAAAAAGGACACCAGAGAGGAGAUGGAGACACACUUCCUCCUGGCUGAAGGCGUUUACUGCAAGGCCUCGGUGCCGCCCACCGACAAAGUCUGCCUAUGGUUGGGGGCCAACGUCAUGCUAGAGUACGACAUCGAUGAAGCCCAGGCUCUCCUAGAGAAGAAUCUGUCCACGGCGUCUCGCAACCUGGAGACACUCGAGGACGAUCUGGACUUUCUCCGGGACCAGUGCACCACCACCGAAGUCAACAUGGCACGAGUCUACAACUGGGACGUGAAGAGAAGGAGCAAAGAAAAGAGCCUGAAAUCAGCAGACAAGUCUUAAUACCGAAGCACCUGCAUCCUCUCUUUUUUUUUUUUUUUUUUUGCCGUCUCUUCCUAGUUAUGAAAGUCUACGUGUCGAUUCCUCGGAGCUUCGGAGCUCAGCAUUUAGAGGACACACCUGAAACCCUCCUGCAGGUCUACGCUCCAGUCUGAACUCAUCACGGUUGUGUGCAGGUGCCGGACGUGAGGCGGGAACGAGUGAUGUUCAGUGUCCCCUCUUUCGGUUGAGCUCGCACUUCUACUGCUACUGUCUUCUGUUGAAUUGUUACUUUUUAAAGUAUUUUUUCAAGUAAAACAUAACAAAAAACAAA